This is a messenger RNA of Hydatigera taeniaeformis, 447 nucleotides long. NCBI's taxonomy places the organism in Eukaryota, Metazoa, Platyhelminthes, Cestoda, Cyclophyllidea, Taeniidae. The record is from the annotation of a GenBank genome assembly.
AUGCGCACACAGGGUUGUCUUGGCGGCCCGCCCAACCCAUCGUACCUCUCACCCCUCACCCGCCUGCUGCCCUCCCGCGUCCAAGCCCGUGCAGCUGCGCAGUCAGCGUCAGCGACACCAACUGCCAACUGUUCCCGUCUUCGAGGCGUCCUGACAGCUGCGAAACCGCAUGCAACUUGCGCCCUACUUGGGCCUACAGGCCUACGCACAUGCAUACAUGAAUGCGCACCCGCUCGUUUGUCCGUUUGCCCUCAGAUUGACACCGAGGGCACAGCUGUACAGCCUCUUGCGCUAUUGCGACACCUGACAAUGAUGGUUGGAGACAGCUCAGGUAACGUGUACGUUUACGCGAUGAAAAGUUUCCCUGACGCAGGAUCUGCCACUGAAGAGGCGGAGAAACUGAAUUCCGUUUUGCUCUCCUGUCUCUCAUCCCAAUUGCCUGCAUAG